Messenger RNA from Loxodonta africana (African savanna elephant), 5537 nucleotides. It is a transcript of the gene ZNF541, whose product is annotated as zinc finger protein 541. Gene Ontology annotation, molecular function: transcription corepressor activity. Lineage: Eukaryota; Metazoa; Chordata; Mammalia; Proboscidea; Elephantidae. The coding region runs from base 941 to 5038 and encodes 1365 amino acids. The transcript is spliced from 15 exons. Gene Ontology annotation, biological process: regulation of transcription by RNA polymerase II; negative regulation of DNA-templated transcription. Gene Ontology annotation, cellular component: histone deacetylase complex; transcription regulator complex. The record is from RefSeq and is a predicted model, not a curated record.
GACUCCAGUUUCAAGACCCAUUAUGUUUAAACUGUAAUCAGUAUAAAGUUAUUAAAUUUGCCCUCUUUUUUUUAUAUUAAGUCUUCCAAGUUCAGCCUGUGUUUUACACUCUAUGCACAUCUCCGUUUGGACCAGUCACAUUCUAGUGCUUCAGAGUCACACGGGACUUGUGGCCACAUUUUGAACAGCACAGCUUUAGGCCCCUUAUCUGAGCCUACCUUUCCUCUCCCUUGAACUGAACUUGAGCUUACAUUUCCAGCUUUGAGUUUUCUCAUUGUUUCUAGAACUUGUCCUGCCCCCGCCCCUGCCAUCUUUUGAACUUGGCUACAUGUUAAAAAUGAUCUUUUGUCAUAUUUCUUGUAUCUAUAGCUGAAGAGAGGAGUCCUGGUGGCACAACAGUUAAGCUCUUGGCUGCUAACCAAAAGGUUGGUGGUGCGAACCCACCCAGUGGCUCCAAGGGAGAAAGACCUGGCAAUCUGCUCUCAUAAAGAUUAUAGCCCAAGAAAGCCUAUGGGGCAGUUCUGCUCUGUCACGUGGGGUCACCAUGAAUUAGAAUCAACUUGACGGCUCUUGACAGCAAUAUAGUUGGAGUUCGGUCCACCAUGUUGUUGGAGGUCCUUUUGUUUAUUUCUUCCUAUAACCUUAUGAUGGAGCUAGUCUUCUACCCACUUUACAGGUGAAGAAACUGACACUCAGAACAUCAGUUACUUGUACCAGGUUAUGUGGCUAUUAAGUGGCAGAGAACGGACUCAAACACAAAUCAGUUUGAAUUCAAGUCCAUGCUCUGCCUGCCAUGCUAUAGUGCUAUGUCAUCGUUUUGAUUCCUCCUUGUUCAUUUUUAGGCAUCAGGUACCAUCCAGGGCUCUCUCCAUCUCUCCUCCUCAAGCGACCCUGCCCAUCUAUAGAGCAGCUCUUGGCCAAGACCCAGCAGCAGAGAGCCAUGGAGCAGUACAGCCUUGGGGAUGAGGGUGCCCUUCCGUCCGAGAUGCACCUCCCUUCUUUCUCAGAGAGCCAGGGGCUCAACUGCAGUGACACCCUCAACCGGGACCUGGGUCCCAACACACGAGACUUGCUCUAUGCCGGCCUGAGUGAUCUGGGUCUGGACCCCAGCCUGCCGGCGCCUGAUGUGCCCAGUGAGGUGCUUGAGGACAACUUGGACACGCUGUCCCUUUACUCGGGAAAGGACAGCGAUUCUGUGAAGCUGCUGGAGGAGUACACAGACCCAGAGUCGCAGACUUCCUUACAAGACCUGGGGCUAGGCGCGCUUAAGGUGCCUAAAGAGGCUGACGAAGGAGGCAGGGCCACCUCUGGGAGUGCCAGGAGAGGAAAGCGGCAGCACAGCUCCCCUCAAAACCCACUCCUGGACUGCAGCCUCUGUGGGAAGGUGUUCAGCAGCGCCAGUUCUCUUAGCAAGCACUACCUGACGCACAGCCAGGAAAGGAAACACGUUUGCAAAAUCUGCAGCAAGGCCUUUAAGCGUCAGGACCACCUGACAGGGCACAUGCUCACCCACCAGAAGACCAAACCCUUCGUGUGCAUCGAGCAGGGCUGCAGCAAGAGCUACUGCGACUACCGCUCACUGCGCCGCCACUAUGAGGUCCAGCACGGCCUGUGCAUCCUGAAGGAGGCCCCCCCGGAAGAGGAGUCCUGCGGGGACUCCCCCCAUGCCCACGAGACGACCAGCCAGCCAGUGGCCAGCGGCCUGCGGGCCCCAGUGCCCCCAGAAGCCAGGUCCCCAGGCUCCCUGCUGCCCAGCCGGGACCUCCUGCGCUGCAUUGUGAGCAGCAUCGUGCACCAGAAGAUGCCGGCUCCCGGUCCAGCCCCGGGGGUGCCCUCAGACCCCGAGGCGAGGGGUGCGGCCUGCCUCUGCCCAGCCUCUGUGGGCUCCUCUGCCUGCACCUUGGCGAACACCCUGGCAGCGAGCGCCCCAGCCGGCCCGGGCACUGAGGGUCCUGAGGAGCCUCAUCCCCUGCGCAAGGAGCCAGUCGGUGCUGAUGGAUUCACCAGCAUCCAGCCAAAGGUUGGGGAGAAUGGGGCCCCUGAUGCCCCCGAGGCGGAGCUGCCUGUCCUCCAGCUCCCAGCCACCCUGGAGGGCUGGCCUGAUGGCGGGCCCCUACCUGCUUGCCUGCCUCUUUUCCGUGGCCAGACCAUCCCUGCCAGCUCCCAGCCGUCUGGGCCCAACUUUCAGUGGCUUCGGAACCUGCCAGGCUGCCCCAAGAGCAAAGGCAACAACAUGUUCGUGAUGCACAAGCCCCCCACGGCGCUGUCCCGGGAGAGCGCAGAGUCCAGCCCGGGGCCCAGCGGCGCUUCCCCUGGGAUGGAAGCCUCGUCCAGUUCAGGCGCCAGCUUGGAGGACUUGCUACCCUUCCCUGCUGCGCCCCUGAAGGCUCUGGGGGAGGCGUCCGGUGAUGCCAGAGGUACCAGUGGGGAAGACGACGCCUGGGCCUCCAAGAAGAGCAAAUUUGAGGAUGAUUCCUUGUCGUGGCAGAGCUCCGGGGAUCCCGGCCCCCAGGACACCCAGAAAGCAAGCGGGCUCCCUGCAGAGGCCACACCGCUCUUCCGGCAGCUCUUCCUGAAGUCGCAGGAGUCCCUGGUGAGCCACGAGCAGAUGCAGGUGUUCCAGAUGGUCACCAAGUCUCAGCGCAUCUUCUCCCGCGCCCAGGUGGCUGCUGCCCAGCUCCCCGGGCCCGAGGCCCAGCCGGCAGCCCUGAAGCCGCUGCCAGGGCCAUGGCCGCAGCAGUCCCUGCCACUGGCACCCGCUGUGGACUCUCUGCAUGCUGGUCCUGGGCACUCGGAACCAGAGGGGUCCCCCGCCCGCAGGAGGAAGUCCACAGCCACACUUCCCCGCGAGGCCUCCCCGGGCAGUGCGCGACGGGAGGGGAAGGGAGGACGGAAAGCGGCCACCCCUCAGCCAUCUCUCACGUCCUCUGCUCUGGACCCUCCUGCUAACCCAGAUGUCUCUUCUCUGGCCAAGCAGCUGCGAUCUGCAAAAGGGGCCUUGGAAAUGGGGGACAUCUUCUCCCCCGCAGGCCAGAGGCAGAGCCAGCUGGGGGGCGAUGAGGCACCUGGUGCCCAGCUCCCCGGGAAGCAGACCCAGACUGAGAAUGGCACACUGUUAGGAGCCUCGAAAGGUGACAAGGCCCUACCCUGCUCCCGGGGUACGGGCUACAGGCUCUUCUCGGGCAACCCCAGGGGCCAGCGCUUCUCUGGCUUCCGGAAGGAGAAGGUGAAAAUGGAUAUGUGCUGUGCGGCAUCGCCGAGCCAGGUAGCCAUGGCCUCCUUCUCAUCGUCCGGGCCUACGGUGGACCCCCCUCGGGACACCAAAUCCAAGCUGACCAUAUUCAACAGAAUCCAGGGUGGAAAUAUCUACAGGCUCCCUCAUCCGGUGAAGGACGAGAAUGUGGUGGGUGAAUGUAACCAGCAAAACGGGAGUCCUGCCGACUGGACAGAGCCAAGGAACACUUACGUCUGUAAGAACUGCAGCCAGAUGUUUUACACCGAGAAGGGCCUGAGCAGCCACAUGUGUUUCCACAGUGACCAGUGGCCAUCACCACGUGGGAAGCAAGAGCAACAGGUGUUUGCCUCAGAGUUUUGCAAGCCACUGAGACAGGUGCUGAGGCCAGAUGAGGAUCAUCAGAGCCCCCCAGGAGCCAAGAAGCCCGUGGACAAUGCAGCGACAGCCGCUGUGGUGAUCCCCGUGUCAGUACCUGUGGCCUCAGGGACACGGCUCCCAGGGAGCACGGCUAAGGGACAAGAGAAAGAUGAGGAAGAGAGAGACAGCAAGGAGAGCAGCCAACACAGAAAGCGGAAGAAGCGCCCCCAGCCCAAGGCACUCUUCAUCCCUCCUCCACCAUCCACAUUUGGGGAGCCAGGCUCUGGAGGGUACCACCAGAGCUGCCUACGGUCCCCCGUGUUCCUGGUGGACCAGCUCCUGAAGGGCUUGUUCCAGUGCUCCCCCUACACACCGCCCCCGAUGCUCAGCCCCAUCCGGGAGGGCUCGGGGCUGUACUUCAACACCCUCUGUUCCAGGGCCACGCAGGCCGGCCCCGACAAGCUUUUCAGCACUGUGCUUGAUCCAGUGGAUGGUUCUUUUGGCAUCUGUGUGGUGAAGGACGACACCAAGAUCAGCAUUGAACCACACAUCAACAUAGGAAGCCGGUUUCAGGCUGAUAUUCCGGAGCUCCAGGAGAGGUCUCUGGCUGUUGCUGAUGAACACCUAGCCGCUCUGGUCUGGAAGCCGUGGGGAGACGUGAUGACCAACCUGGAAACGCAGGAUCGAGUGACAGAGCUCUGCAACGUGGCUUGCUCCAGCGUGAUGCCAGGAGGGGGCACGAACCUGGAACUUGCGCUGCACUGCCUGCACGAGGCCCAGGGCAACGUCCAGAUUGCCCUGGAGAUGCUCCUGCUCAGGGGACCCCAGAAGUCGCAGACUCAUCCGCUCGCUGACUAUCGUUACACAGGUUCGGACAUCUGGACCCCCAUGGAGAAGAGACUGUUUAAGAAGGCGUUCUGUGCCCAUAAGAAGGACUUCUUGUUGAUACACAAGACGAUCCAGACAAAGACAGUCUCACAGUGUAUUGAGUAUUAUUACAUCUGGAAAAAGAUGAUCAAGUUUGACUGCGGCCGAGCCCCAGGGCUAGAGAAGAGGGUCAAAAGGGAACCAGAGGAGGUAGAGAGGACAGAAGAGAAGGUCACUUGCAGCCCUCGGGAGAGAUCCAGCCACCGUCCAACUCCCGAGUUAAAGUUAAAGACCAAGAGUUACAGGAGGGAGUCCAUCCUCAACUCCAGUCCCAACACAGGCCCCAAGAGGACCCCCGAGCCACCAGGGAGUGUGGAGAGCCAGGGCGUCUUCCCAUGCAGAGAGUGCGAGAGGGUGUUCGACAAGAUCAAGAGUCGGAAUGCCCACAUGAAGCGGCACCGGCUGCAGGAUCACAUGGAGCCCAUGGUCAGGGUGAAGUGGCCAGUGAAGCCCUUCCAGCUGAAGGAGGAGGAAGAGGAGGAAGAGAUAGGGGCUGACAUUGGCCCCCUGCAGUGGUGAGGCCAGGCUGGGCGGCCAGGCCCCACAAGCUCUCCAGGCUCCGUCCAGGGAAGACAUUGUCCCGGUGCUGAGGGUGCCCUCCUGCCUUUGCUUCACUCACAGACUGCCCAAACAGCAAACACAAGGGGCAUCCACCUGCACGCAGGCACGAGAGGUGCACAGUUGUUGACACCUGUGCCACCCCAUCCUCUGAGUGCCAGAGGCCUAUUCUCCUUGUUCACCGUCUCUUCUCCCCUCUCUCUGUCCCACCUCUUCUAGAACUUGAAGGCGGGGAGGGAGAAAAUUAGAUCUGCGUUACACUUCAGCCUUCGCCUCAGGUUCGGGGCUUGGCUGUGUGUGUUAGGUGAGGCGGACACGUAGAGAAUCAGUGGGAAGUCCCUUCAGACCCGGCUUGUUGGGCCUCCCUCACCAGGGCAGGGCUCCCUACAUUCCGGAUUCCACCCUCAUCUCCCAGUGACUCGUACAUUGUUAGGUCGUUGUUGUUUUUUUUUUUUUUUUG